This is a messenger RNA of Bombina bombina (fire-bellied toad), 1759 nucleotides long. Its product is annotated as transcription termination factor 2, mitochondrial. NCBI's taxonomy places the organism in Eukaryota, Metazoa, Chordata, Amphibia, Anura, Bombinatoridae. Gene Ontology annotation, molecular function: double-stranded DNA binding. Bases 178 to 1365 code for a protein of 395 amino acids. Gene Ontology annotation, cellular component: mitochondrial matrix. The record is from RefSeq and is a predicted model, not a curated record. The transcript is spliced from 2 exons. Gene Ontology annotation, biological process: termination of mitochondrial transcription; regulation of DNA-templated transcription.
CUCAUGUGACCAUAAGAUGUCGUUCAGAGACAUGUUGACUAAGUUACUAUAAAGACAUUUAGUCCAACUCCAUCCUCGUACUAGAAACGGAUAUUCAGAUGUGCAUUAGACUACAAUGACCUUUUCUACAAAAAAUAUAGUGUUCCAGUUAAAGCUCUCACAGCGCAUGAAAUAACAAUGCUGAAAGGAAUAAUUUACAGCCUUGUGAGCUGGCAGAGAAGCUCAAGGGCCACUGGUUUUGUUUGUAAACAAAUUUAUCCAUGGGGCAGUGCAAGGUGCAUCAGUAAUACCAACUUCUCUUUGCAUCCAAGGACAGAUCAUAAAAAAGCCUCAGAAGAAAAUAAAAGGACAGUUGACAAUCUUUAUAAGCUUUCUGUCAAUAUUAAAAAAAUUCGGCAGCUCAAAGGCUGGGUGCUUUUGAAGGAUAUCACUUAUGUUGAAGAGAUUGCUAAUAUCUUGAAAGAAAUGGGAGCUAGUGAAGUCACAAUAGCUAAUAUUCUAGAACGCUGUCCUGAAGCAAUUCUUCAAGACGCUAAAGAGAUAAAGGCAAAGAGGUCAUUAUGGCAUUUGGUGUGUUCAGAGGACAAAGAACUGGUUAAAAUCAUUGAAAAGUUUCCUGAUUCAUUCUUUACUUAUAAGUAUCCAGAAAAUCAAAGAGCUAAUAUCACAUACUUUCAAGAUGUGGGACUUAGCAACAAAAUUAUCUGUAAACUUUUAACAAGUGCUCCACAAAUCUUUUGUAAUUUAGUUGAGGACAAUAAACAGGUUAUUGAUGUGCUGAAAGAAAAUUACCUUAGCCUGGGUGGCUCAAAAGAAAACGUUAAAACUUGGCUGAUGAAGUUAAUAAUGCAAGACCCAUUUAUUGUGUCAAAGUCUUCAUUGGCAAUGCAAGAUAAUAUAAAGUUUAUUCAGAGUUUAGACUUUUCUGAUAGAGAAGUCUUGAAACUUUUGUCCAAACUAAAAGGCUUUAUCUUCAACCUGAAUUCUAGCAACAUGCAGAACAAUGUUCUGUUUGUUAAAACUUGUUUCAGCUGCACAGAUGAAGAGAUGAGAGAGAUGAUACUUAAAUGUCCCAGUCUUUUGAACUACUCUGUUACGGUAUUAGAAGACCGUUUAAAGGGGCUGUUAACAGAAGGUAUUUCAGUAAAGCAAAUAAAAGACUCUCCUAGUGUCCUUGAACUCACAGAACAGAUUAUACAAUACAGAAUGAAAAAAAUAAGAUUAUUAGGCUAUGAAAUAAAAGAUACAAAUUUAGAAAUUUUGAAUGGGACAAGAAAGGAUUUUGAAGUCAACUUUGGCAGAUUACAAGUUAAGAAAGAAAGACCUCUGUUUAAUCCUGUAGCACCUUUGCAUGUAGAAGAAUGAGAACAUUGAAGACACAGUUUAGGGCAGGGCUUGACAAACCCAGGAGCCUGGUAGCCACUGGCUCCUAGAAUUUUACCCCUGGCUCCGAACUUUUUGGGUUAUUCUCCAUAUGUCUAUAUACAAAUCCAACGUUCUGGCUCCUAAAAAUAUACCUGUCUCCUAAAUUUUCUUACUGGCUCCUAAUUUUUAAACACAUUUGGUUUAGGGCCUUCAGAAGUAUAUAAUGGUUGAAUUUUGUGAGUGUGUACUCUUGUAUGUACUUUUGUAUUGUACCCUUCUAGUGUAUGCAGCGUGGGCUGGAUUUACAGCGUUGGUAUUCUAUUUUACUUGUAGCAGGACCAUUUUCUCCAGAACAAAGAAAAAAUCAUAAUAAAAAUGUAUAGUUUUAAAAAAA